Molecule: messenger RNA, 1659 nt
Organism: Sebastes umbrosus (honeycomb rockfish)
Lineage: Eukaryota; Metazoa; Chordata; Actinopteri; Perciformes; Sebastidae
Gene: eme2
Product: probable crossover junction endonuclease EME2
Exons: 8
Coding region: 1-1317 (438 amino acids)
Biological process (GO): mitotic intra-S DNA damage checkpoint signaling; double-strand break repair; replication fork processing
Cellular component (GO): Holliday junction resolvase complex; nucleus
Molecular function (GO): nuclease activity; DNA binding
Source: RefSeq, a predicted model, not a curated record
AUGUCUGUGUUGCGCAGAGCUAAAACAUGGGAAAUAUCUGAAUCUGAGGGAAGCGACGCUGAGACCAAACAAAUAGUAACCGUCAGCACAGACUUAACAGAGGAUCAGAGUUCAGACCACAAGUGCAAAACCCUUCCAUCAUCCUCUCCCACCAAAACAGAGACCUGUCUAACUUCUGCUGCUUUGUCUCCACGGCCACCAGAUGGAGGCUGCACGCCGAGCCCUGCGAGAAAACGCCGCACCAAGGAGGAGGUAGAGGCGGACAGACAGGCGAACAGGGAGAGGAAGGAGGCGAGGGAGAGGCAGAGAGCAGCCAGAGCCCGGGAGAAGGAGGAGAGGAGACGGGAGCAACAGGAGAGGAGAGAGGCUGCGGAGAAGCUGAAGAGUCUCCGGCCAGAGAGCUGCCUCAGGUGUCUGACUGUCUGCAUUGAUGCAGCUCUUCUGCAACAUGAUGGCUCAGACAUCUUGCUGGCCACCCUGGCUUCCUUUGAGUUGAGGUUCAGCAUUGAGAGCCAGCAGCUCCCACACAGCAUCACCUGGACCAGAGAUUUACCUCAGCAAGGAGAAGAUGGCAAGGGCUCGGUGGAGGAGGAGCAAGUGGUUCUGGUGCUGGGUCUGACCGACUUUAUGGACAUGGUGAUCUCUGUGAAGAAAAUGCUAGACAGUGACGGGGAGGAUACAGGGAUGGGGUCUUUCCUCAGUCCAGUUUUGGAGCGUCUCAACCGGGAUGCCAAGAAGGUCACUCUCCUAGUCACAGACUCGCUGCCAGAUUACAGGACCGACGGUUGUGGUGUGCAUUUGCCAGAUGAGACGCUACAAUCCAAAUUGGGGAUGGAGAACCUGGACACGGAGGAGGUUCUUGUUUACCUGCAGCUCUGCAAGAAUAUCUCACUGGUCUUCCUGGAUGGCUGGCAAGAGGUCACUAACCACGUGUGUGCCGUCACCAAGUCCUUAUCAAAACGCCCUUUCAAACUGCUGACAGAGCGAGAGGAGCUGCCCUUCUGUGUGGAUGGUUCCUGGGCCAGCGGGGUUCGGGUGGAGAGGGACGGCUCUGGGCUGAUCCAGGUCUGGAGCAGGCAGAUCCAGCAGCUGAACAGAGUCAGCCCGGCUGUGGCCUCCACUGUGACUGCAGCCUACCCGUCUCCUCAGCUGCUGCUGCAGGCGUACCAGAGCCUGGGGUCAGAGGAGGACAGGAAGGGGCUGCUGGCUGGUCUCUUGGUGAAGAGUGGAGGUAAAGAGAGACGCGUAGGACCGGAGAUAUCAGCCAGAGUUUACCGCUGCUUCACAUCCCAGAACCCCCAGCUGGUGCUGGACUGAUGCUGUCCACUUGAGAACCAGAUGCACGGAUGUCAGCGAGGCUUAAUCUGGUCUCUAAUGACACUUCGUCACCACUUGGCUGCUAAUGUGUUAAUGUUGAUGUUUACAAGCUAAAAAUAUGCCUCAGCUAUCAUGUUCACCUUCCAGCGAAGCACUAUUUAUUUAUACUCAUCUGAACUUCACAGAUUCGAGGAAGAUAAUGUAUUUAGUAAAAUAAGGAAUUAUGGAAUAAUUAAGGAAUUUCCUGUUUAUGUAUAAAUGCGAGAUUUAUUGUCAGAGGGACCUACAUGAUAUAUUUUGUUUACAUGUGAAGUAGCCUAUAAAAAUGAGGUGCAACAGAAA